AUGUCGUCGUCCUCCUCGUCCACGGAGCAGCGCGUGGCGUUCCGCUCCACGGCCGUGGUGACGGACUUCGAGGGCAAGGUGGAGUGCGUGACGCACUACUCGUCGCGCGUGGUGGUGGGCUCCAAGGACGGCCGCCUCGUCAUGUACGACACGCGCAAGGGCACGACCGCGUCCACGGCCUCGCACACGUUCGCGCACGGCCAGCGCGUGGAGCAGCUGCUGGCCGUGCCCCACAUCCGCAUGCUCAUCGUGGUCUCCAACGGGGAGGUGUCGGCGCACGGGGCCACGGACCUCAAGCCGCUGGACUUCGACUUCUCCAAGGCCAACAUGCACCAGGUGCGCCUCGUGUGCGUGAACCAGCGCGGACCCCCGCACUUCCGCCUGGGCGUGGCGCUGCUCAAGCGCAAGGCCAUCGCCAUCUACCAGUACCACAGCAGCGACAAGAGCUACGCCUUCCUGCGCGAGUUCAGCACGCAGGACGUACCCGAGGCCAUGAGCUGGUACCGCAACAAGGUGGUGGUGGGCUUCCGCAAGGACUACUUCCUGCUCAACGACAAGUCCGGGGACGCCACGCAGAUCAACUCGCCCGGGAUCCAGGACCCCACGGUCUUCCCCGUGGUCAAGCUGCUGCCGAAGGAGGAGAUCCUCGUCGCCGUGAUGGAUCGCGUCGGCGUCUUCGUGGGCUUCACGGGGGACACGCUGCCCAAGAACUCCAUCACGUGGUCGCACAGCCCGCAGCAGGUCGAGUUCUCCUCGCCGUACCUGCUGGCGCUGGUGCCGAGAGUGGGUGUGGAGAUCCACAGAGCGAGUGACGGAGCGCUGGUGCAGACCAUCCCGCUGACGAGGGCGGUGUGCAUGUUUGCCAACGGUAUGAAGUGGGACAUGGAGCCGAGACCCAGUGGAGACAGCGAGGACGUGGUCAUUGUCGGCGUGAGGGACUCGAACGGAACGUCCAGCGUCAUGAAGAUCGAGCCCAUGCCCAUGGACCAGCAGGUUGGAGAACUCUUGGACCGAGGACAGAUUGACGAGGCGCAGAACCUGGUGCGCAAGUCCAUUGCGUCGCUGUCGAGCGACAAGCAGCGCAGCAAGAUCAAACGCUUCCAGCGCCAGGCGACGGUGGCGCUGCUGCGUCGGCUGGAAUUUGACCAAGCUGCAGAGUACAUGUACCGCGCUGCGAUCGAGCCGUGCGAGUUUAUUGCGUUCUUCCCGGAACUCCAGUGCGCCUCCUUCGCGUACGAGCCUUCGGUGUUCAAGGCCGAAGUGCUCCCGCGAGGCAACAGCUCUGCGCCUGAUAUUACGUCCGUUAUCCAGGAACUCCUGUCGUCCCCCCGCGCGCCGUUGAACCCCGACAUCGCCAAGAGCAACGCUGCGGAUCUUGUCAAUGCGGCGCAGAAGGCACUUCUCAAGUUCCUUGGUCAGUACAAGAAGCACAUGCGGGAUAAGGCGCGUGCGCGCGUGCGUGCCGCGUCAUCAGCUCGUGGACGCUCACCGUCGAAUGCUAGUCCGAAGGAUGCGCGCCGUGUCGAAGCGAUUGAUACGGCACUCUUCCGCCUCUACGUCCACUUCAAGCGGUACAAGGAGUUGCUCGUGCUUAUCCAGGAGCCGAAUCCUGACGUGGAAGGCCCUCCAGGAUCUCUCGGAGGCUGCGCGUUAGAAGCGGAAUCGUGCCGUUCGCUGCUGGUCAAGCACAAGCUCUACUACGAGGCGGCCGAAUUGUUGUGUGCCCAUCAGAAUUACGACGACGCCCUGGAGAUAUUUGCGUUGCUGCACCAUGGUGAGUACAAACAGCGUACUGGCUCGAGCGGCAUGCCGAAAUCUCCUAUCGAGGCGGCCAUUGAUGCACUUGUAUCCGUGCCCGAGUCGGAGAGCGAAUUUAUUUUCAAGCAAUCGAUCUGGAUUAUAAAGGCGACGUCGGCCAAGCAAGCCCUGCGCAUUUUCACUGACCGGCGGCCACCGUUACCAUCUAAUGACGUCGUUGCGCAUCUGCGAGAACAUUCGAGUGACCCAGCUAUCGUUCAAAGAUACCUCGAAACCCUUGUCAAGGCCGGGGACACCGGAGCAGCGCUCAUGAGCGGUGCCGUGGGUGCCGAUGCGAGUGAUAACGGUCUGGGCAGCAGUGGAGGUGCCCUUGAAGGCAGCAGUCGAGGGUUUACCGCUUUUACCGACUCGAGUACCACGGAGCUGGGAGUUAAUGACAGCUACAGCCACUUCUUAGCUGGUGACAACGAUGACGACGAUGAACCAACGCGUGUGGUAGACGGUGGUGCAGCGAUCGUGGUGGACCCGCAUCACACGCGUCUAGCGCUGGAAUAUCUUGAUGAAACCCUCCGGCUAGUGGCGCGUGGAGAAGUGCCGUCUAAAUCUCAACCGGGUAAGGAGCCUGGUGCGCUGGGUGAUGCGCGGAAGCGGCUACUCAAGUUCCUCAAGGCUGGCUCUUCACGCUACGACGUGGCGCCGCUCGUGGAGAAGAUUAAGGGCAAGCCACUGUACAACGAGUUCGUGAUUCUUUGCGGCCGCGGGUCACUGCACGAAGAAGCUGUGACUUCACUGGUGUACGAGUUAAAUGAUCUGCGCGGUGCUGAAAGCUACUCGGUCAAGUAUGGAGCGCGUGCGCCGUCGGUGGGUUCGUCAGCAGGAACGACCAAGAAGACAGGAGCCGGCGCCAUGGAACGCAACGACGCACUGAUGGAGCUGCUGAAAAUCUGCUUCUCGCCUCGCGACGAGUCCAAGAAGGCGGCGUUCAAUGACUUUGGCUUUCAACUGCUCGCACGUCACGGCAAAAACCUGGACAGCGCUGCAGUGCUCGAGAUGGUGCCGCCAACCACGCCCCUGUCGAAGCUGGGUGAGUUCUUCGCACAAGCCUUGCCGCACAGCGCGCACAAUGUGCGCGAGAUGAGCAUCACCAAGUCGCUGUCGAACGUCUACAACCUGCAGGUCCAGUGCGACCGCGUAGAGCGCUUGACCCACAGCGUGCAGAUCGACCCGAACACACUCUGCCCUGUGUGCCACAAGCGCAUCGGCGACAUUGUGUUCGCCGUGUACCCGAACGGCAAGGUCGUGCAUUACAACUGUACCAACAGCAAUCUCCAGCUGUGCCCCGUGACGGGCGAGCGCUUCUCCUAG
Molecule: messenger RNA, 3123 nt
Organism: Phytophthora sojae
Lineage: Eukaryota; Oomycota; Peronosporomycetes; Peronosporales; Peronosporaceae
Exons: 1
Coding region: 1-3123 (1040 amino acids)
Biological process (GO): autophagy; vesicle-mediated transport; endosomal vesicle fusion
Cellular component (GO): membrane; cytoplasm
Source: RefSeq, a predicted model, not a curated record